AUGGGGAUCCCCUCGAACCCCUAUCGAUCCCCUAUCGAUCCCCUGUCCCCCCCCCAGGCCAUCGAUGACGAUUGCAACCAGACCGGGCAGCUCCUCGCCGCCAUGUUGGACUGGCCGCAGGGCACGUUCGCCUCGCGGGUGCAGCUGGAGGACGGGGCCGUGCGCGUGGAGCGCGAGGUGGACGGCGGCCUGGAGACGCUGCGGCUGCGGCUGCCCGCCGUGCUGACGGCCGACCUGCGGCUCAACGAGCCCCGCUACGCCACGCUGCCCAACAUCAUGAAAGCCAAGAAGAAGCCCCUGGAGGUGAUCCCCGCGGCCGAGCUGGGCGUGCCCGCGGGCGCCCCCCGGCUGAAGGUUCUGGAAGUGCGGGAGCCGCCCCCCAGGGCCGGGGGGGAGAAGGUGGAGAGCGUGGAGAGCCUGCUGGGGAAACUGAGGCACGCCGGCCGCAUCUGAGCCUCCCAGUUCAUCCCAGUGCCUCCCAGUUCGUCCCAGUACCAUCCCAGUUCAUCCCAGUGCCAUCCCAGUUUGUCCCAGUUCAUCCCAGUGCCGCAGGGAGGGGAGAGCGUGGAGAGCCUGCUGGGGAAACUGAGGCACGCCGGCUGCAUCUGAGCCUCCCAGUUCAUCCCAGUGCCUCCCAGUUCAGCCCAGUACCAUCCCAGUGC
Passer montanus (Eurasian tree sparrow) is the source of this 662-nucleotide messenger RNA. It is a transcript of the gene ETFB, whose product is annotated as electron transfer flavoprotein subunit beta. Bases 1 to 453 code for a protein of 150 amino acids. The record is from RefSeq and is a predicted model, not a curated record. Gene Ontology annotation, molecular function: electron transfer activity. The transcript is spliced from 4 exons. NCBI's taxonomy places the organism in Eukaryota, Metazoa, Chordata, Aves, Passeriformes, Passeridae. Gene Ontology annotation, cellular component: cytosol.